AUGGCAGUUGAAGGAUUCUCCGAAACGAGGUUAUUUAUCAACGGCCAGUUUCGAGCCUCCUCAAGUGGCAAGCAGUUCCCAGUUUACAAUCCCGCAACUAACGAAACCGUCGCGCUAGUACAUGAAGCGUGUGAAACGGAUGUAGAUGAUGCCGUAGCUGCGGCGAAAGCUGCAUCUCCGUCAUGGCGACGUCUCGGGCCUGCUGAAAGAGGGGCCUAUCUUCGCAAGUUCGCGGAUCUCAUUCAAGACUCCCAUAAUGAACUCAUGCGAAUUGAAGCUCUUGCGACGGGGAAGCCAGUAAGCCAAUUCUUUGAGGCUCAGGUCGCUGCAGACUUCUUCCGACACUUUUCUGAGGCCGGUUGGAAUGCUCAAGGCACGACAAGUCUUAAUACUCAGGACCAUCUGAAUAUGUCGAUCAAACAGCCCUAUGGAGUAGUGGCUUGCAUCACUCCGUGGAAUCUGCCCAUCCUUUUAUUUGCAUAUAAGGUGGCCCCAGCGCUUGCUGCCGGAAAUACCGUGGUCCACAAGAGUAGUGAAAAAUCACCGUUGGCAGCAGCAUACUUGGCCACACUUGUGGAGAAAGCAGGAUUCCCACAGGGGGUGUUGAAUAUGAUCUCCGGGUUUGGCAUGCCAGCCGGUUCUGCGCUAGCAUCUCAUAUGGAUGUUCGCUGUCUCAGCUUUACCGGUUCCUCCUCCACUGGCCAGAAGAUCCAGGUUGCUGCCGCCAGCUCCAAUAUGAAGCAUGUACACCUUGAACUCGGUGGAAAGUCACCCGCCUUGAUUUUCCAUGAUGCCGAUCUGCAAGCCGCUGCCGAGCAAACAGCAUUUAGUCUCUCUUUUCUGAGCGGACAGAGCUGUAUGACGAAUUCUCGCAUCUACGUAGAGGAAUCUGUCGCGGAGGAGUUCCUGGCUUUGUUCAAGAAAGCGUUCGCCUCUUCACAUUCAGGCAAUCCACUAGAUCCUGCCACAACCCACGGGCCUCAGAUUGACGAGCACCAGUGCAGUCGCAUUAGGUCUUACAUCGACAUUGGCCGGCAAGAUGGUAUGCUCAGCAUGGGUGGAGACUCCGGCCCAGGCCUCUUUGUCCAGCGUACUAUUUUCGAAGGAGUACCAGAGGACUCCCGACUAAUGCAAGAGGAGGUAUUUGGGCCAGUAGUAGUAAUCAACCGCUUCGGUAAUGAAUCGGAGGCUAUCGAGCGAGCCAAUCGAUGUGAGUUUGGGCUUUACGCAUCGGUUUUCACCAAGGACAUCAAUCGUGCGUUGCGUGUGUCGACGGCGCUUGAGGCUGGAACAGUUGCGAUCAACUGUACUAGUCCAUCUAUGGCGAUGGACAUGCCAUUUGGUGGUUGGAAAAUGAGCGGUGUGGGCCGCGAAGGAUACCUUCACAGCAUGGAGAACUUCCUGGAAACGAAAACUAUUCUGAUGCGUGUUAAACCCGAUGUAGGGGUUCCCCUUUGUCAUUGA
Messenger RNA from Aspergillus caelatus, 1464 nucleotides. RefSeq names its product aldehyde dehydrogenase family protein. Bases 1 to 1464 code for a protein of 487 amino acids. The transcript has 4 exons. The record is from RefSeq and is a predicted model, not a curated record. Gene Ontology annotation, molecular function: aldehyde dehydrogenase (NAD+) activity. Lineage: Eukaryota; Fungi; Ascomycota; Eurotiomycetes; Eurotiales; Aspergillaceae.